AUGGUAAUGAACAGAAUGCAGGAUCUCUUUGUACAAAACAUUUCUGUAAAAAAUUUCAAACUGAAUUGUUUUCAUGAUUUGGAAGAAUGGAGACCUAUGCUAUUCAUCCCAUAUUUUCUGUUGUUUUUGUUGUCAGUUUGUGGAAACUCUGUUCUUGUGUAUCUAAUAAUAACACAGAGGGCUUUGCACUCUCCUAUGUUUGUACUAAUUGGUCUUAUGGCAGUUGUGGACUUGUGUUCACCAAUGCUCUUUGUACCUCAUAUGUUGUUUAGCUUUUUAUUUGACUGGAAUGGUAUUUCAUUUGCUGGCUGUCUGAUACAAAUGUUUUGCAUUCAUUAUUCAGGGACAUUCCAGUCUACUUUAUUGUUGGCAAUGGCCCUGGAUCGUUACUUUGCUAUUUGCAGACCCCUUUUUUAUCACAAGUAUAUGGAAAUAUGUAACUUUUUAAAGUUCAUUGGCAUUCCAUUAAUCAGAAAUGGAAUCUUAAUUACCACAGUAGUUUGUCUGGCAGCAAGACUAUCUUACUGUGCAAAUAAUGUGAUAGACCAUUGUUUUUGUGAACAUAUGGCAUUGGUACAGUUGGCAUGUGGAGAUAUUAAAAUUAACAACUUAGUAGGACUUUUGACAGCCUUCUUUAUACCUACCUUAGAUUUUGUUUUCAUUGCUGUGUCUUAUAUAAUAAUAUUCAUCACUGCUCUAAAAUCUGGUAAGGCUCAUUUAAAGGCUCUUAAUACUUGUAUUACUCAUAUAAUUGUUAUCACUUUUACACUAUUUUUUGCCAUGAUUUCUUUUAUGCUAUAUAGAGUAAGAAAUGAUUUCUCUCCAAGCAGCCGUGUAUUUAUGAGCACAAUGUAUUUACUUUUUCCAAGCUGUUUUAACCCUAUAAUUUAUGGACUGAGAACAAAAGAAAUAAGGCAACAGUUUCUGAAAUUAAUAGAUUUCAUACAUUUUUGA
Molecule: messenger RNA, 954 nt
Organism: Tachysurus fulvidraco (yellow catfish)
Lineage: Eukaryota; Metazoa; Chordata; Actinopteri; Siluriformes; Bagridae
Product: olfactory receptor 52K1-like
Exons: 2
Coding region: 1-954 (317 amino acids)
Biological process (GO): G protein-coupled receptor signaling pathway
Cellular component (GO): membrane
Molecular function (GO): G protein-coupled receptor activity; olfactory receptor activity
Source: RefSeq, a predicted model, not a curated record